Messenger RNA from Monosiga brevicollis MX1, 861 nucleotides. RefSeq lists its product as uncharacterized. Gene Ontology annotation, molecular function: ubiquitin conjugating enzyme activity. Gene Ontology annotation, cellular component: HULC complex. The coding region runs from base 16 to 861 and encodes 281 amino acids. Gene Ontology annotation, biological process: protein polyubiquitination; DNA repair; proteasome-mediated ubiquitin-dependent protein catabolic process. NCBI's taxonomy places the organism in Eukaryota, Choanoflagellata, Craspedida, Salpingoecidae. The record is from RefSeq and is a predicted model, not a curated record. The transcript has 3 exons.
GCUGAACCGCAGGUCAUGUCGACGUUGGCGCGCAAGCGGUUGUUGCGGGAUCUGAAGAAGAUCAAACUUGACAAUACCGAUGGCAUCAUCGCUCACCCGCACAGCAAUAACUUGAUGCGCUGGACGGCCACCAUUUUCGGACCGCCAGACUCGGUUUUUGCCAACGGGGUUUUUCGGUUACAGCUCGAUUUUCCAGAAGAUUACCCGACACGAGCGCCCAAGGUCGUUUUUGUCACCGACGUCUUUCAUCCCAACGACGUUUCCUCACCACUUUUCUCCCCGUUCAAUCGAGCAGUAUAUGUCAACGGCGAGAUUUGCUUGGACAUUCUCCAGAAACAAUGGAGCUCAGCCUACAAUGUCGGCACCAUCCUGACUUCGAUUCAGUCGCUACUCGAUGAGCCCAACCCAGAUAGCCCCGCCAACAACGAAGCUGCCAAGUGGGUGACACCUUUGCAUGCGACGUGGAAUGUGCUGCUCGCCACCUUGGCGCGUGUGGGUGGCGAGCCGUCUCUUUGCCCUGUCAUCUUGAUGCUCGCUCACACGCCCAUUGCGCCCUCCUUCUUUAGGCUGUUUGUGGACGAUAAGAUGGAAUACGAGCGUCGAGUUCUGAAAUGUGUUGAAGCCAGCUGGAUUGACGGCGGUGAGCUCACAUGCCUUUUGAUUGUCGCUCUCACCACCAGCCGUGGAGCGAAAGAGAAGCAAGGAAAGAAAGAACAGUCAAGAUGCAUGAGCAACACAUUGGCGACACCCACUGCCCCUCACCCCUCUCACCGCCCACCUGGUACCGCAGGCAUGUCUGCCCUCAAGCGGGCCAAGAUCGAUGCCGCCUCCAGCCCAGCAUCGACUUCAACAUCGGCAUGA